This is a messenger RNA of Condylura cristata (star-nosed mole), 1065 nucleotides long. It is a transcript of the gene DLX1, whose product is annotated as distal-less homeobox 1. NCBI's taxonomy places the organism in Eukaryota, Metazoa, Chordata, Mammalia, Eulipotyphla, Talpidae. Gene Ontology annotation, molecular function: DNA-binding transcription factor activity, RNA polymerase II-specific; RNA polymerase II cis-regulatory region sequence-specific DNA binding. Gene Ontology annotation, biological process: embryo development; cell differentiation; negative regulation of transcription by RNA polymerase II. Bases 219 to 986 code for a protein of 255 amino acids. The transcript is spliced from 3 exons. The record is from RefSeq and is a predicted model, not a curated record.
AAGCUUUGAAGCGAGUUUGGGGAGCUCGGCAGCAUCAUGCUUAGACUUUUCAAAGAGACAAACUCCAUUUUCUUAUGAAUGGAAAGUGAAAACCCCUGUUCCGCUUAAAUUGGGUUCCUUCCUGUCCUGAGAAACACAGAGACCCCCAAAAGGAAAGCAGAGGAAGGGAAGCAGAGGAGAGAGAGAGAGAGACCCACACUCAGACCCCGCGAGAAGAGAUGACCAUGACCACCAUGCCAGAAAGUCUCAACAGCCCUGUGUCGGGCAAGGCGGUGUUUAUGGAGUUUGGGCCGCCCAACCAGCAAAUGUCUCCUUCUCCCAUGUCCCACGGGCACUACUCCAUGCACUGUUUACACUCGGCGGGCCAUUCGCAGCCCGAUGGCGCCUACAGCUCGGCCUCGUCCUUCUCCCGACCGCUGGGCUAUCCCUACGUCAACUCGGUCAGCAGCCACGCGUCCAGUCCCUACAUCAGUUCGGUGCAGUCCUACCCGGGCAGCACCAGCCUCGCCCAGAGUCGCCUAGAGGAUCCAGGGGCUGACUCUGAGAAGAGCACCGUGGUGGAAGGUGGUGAAGUGCGAUUUAAUGGCAAAGGGAAAAAGAUCCGAAAACCCAGGACGAUUUAUUCCAGUUUGCAGUUGCAGGCACUGAACCGGAGAUUCCAGCAAACUCAGUACCUAGCUCUGCCGGAGAGGGCGGAGCUCGCGGCCUCCUUGGGACUCACGCAGACUCAGGUCAAGAUCUGGUUCCAGAAUAAGCGUUCCAAGUUCAAGAAGCUGAUGAAGCAGGGCGGGGCGGCUCUGGAGGGUAGCGCACUGGCCAACGGCCGGGCCCUGUCUGCCGGCUCCCCACCAGUGCCGCCGGGCUGGAACCCCAACUCUUCAUCCGCGAAGGGCUCAGGCGGCAGCGCGGGCUCCUACAUCCCCAGCUACACGUCAUGGUACCCCUCAGCACACCAAGAAGCUAUGCAGCAACCCCAACUUAUGUGAGGUUGCCCGCCUGAACCAGCCCACCUCCUUCCUGUCUCCCCUGGCCCGGGCCCCUCCUGCCUCCAGGCCCAUCCAACCC